Magnusiomyces paraingens is the source of this 657-nucleotide messenger RNA. RefSeq lists its product as uncharacterized. The transcript has a single exon. Lineage: Eukaryota; Fungi; Ascomycota; Dipodascomycetes; Dipodascales; Dipodascaceae. The record is from RefSeq and is a predicted model, not a curated record. Gene Ontology annotation, biological process: SCF-dependent proteasomal ubiquitin-dependent protein catabolic process. Gene Ontology annotation, cellular component: nucleus; cytoplasm. Gene Ontology annotation, molecular function: cullin family protein binding. Bases 1 to 657 code for a protein of 218 amino acids.
AUGCCAGCACCAGAUAUCAUUCCACCAGUCCAACCCCCAACUGAGCCUCAGACUAAUCCUAGUGACGGUAAAAUCAUACUAGUCAGUGCUAAUGGAGACGAAAUACCCUUGUCACGCAAAGCAGUCAAACUAAGCAAAACCCUUGAGAAUAUGGUUAAAACCCAUGAAGAUAGUGUUCCUCCAAAUGAAACACUAAAAAUUAGUCUAUCUAUGAUUGCAACUAACGUCGUGACUAAAGUCGUUGAAUACCUGGAAUACCACAAGGAAGAAUCAAUGGAAUCUUGGGUCAAGACUCAGAUUGCUGAACGAGGCCCUGAUUAUACGUUAGAUACUUCGUAUAUGCGACAGUCGUUAGAAAUCUCAGUUUGGGACAAAUCACUUUUUGAAGAUGAAUCGAUGCAUGUUGCGCCAUCAUAUGUGUUUGCAAUUGUGGUAGCUGCCAAUGUUUUGACCAUUGAAAUGCUUCAGGAUUUAUGCAAAAAAAUGCUAGCAAACUUGAUUAAGGGUCUUAAUAAUGAGGAUGCAAGAAGAUUGUUGGGUAUAUGUGGUGAUUACGGGUUAACACGAGAAAUGGAGAAAAAUGUCUAUAAACAGCGAAACAUGUCACCAAGUGAUCAUCCAAUUGACUUGAAUAUGCAGAAGAAUUUUAAAAAGUAA